UGCAGAAAAGGAUUUAUUUGAUACUUGAGUAUGCUGCUAGAGGCGAGCUUUACAAGGAGCUUCAGAAAUGCAAGUACUUCAGCGAAAGACGAGCUGCAACUGUUGUAUGUUGCAUCGUUGGCGAGGGCUCUCAUCUAUUGCCAUGGCAAGCAUGUGAUACACAAAGAUAUCAAACCAGAAAAUCUGUUAAUCGGUAGUAAGAUCAUCAAGUAGUGAAAAGACACCAAGAGAGAUUUGAGAAUUGAUUAUCUUAUGAAUUAAAAUAGUGUUCACGGCCCCGCGCUUGCGCGGGGGCUCUGCCCCUAGUACAAACAAAAGAUAACUAUCUUAAUUUAUUCCAAAUAAUAAAUAAUAAAAUAUUUGGAUAUAUUCCAAAUAAUUAUCUGCAUUAUUUUUUCAAGUCAUCGUCUGAUAAAAGUAAUUUUCUUCUUUUAUAGGCACUUCAACUUUUGGACAGAAUGGCUUAUCAACGCCUCAGUGAAGUCCUUUCAGAAGCACCAGACGACAAUCUUGAUGUUUAUUUACCGUUAUAGGUUAGAUGCACAUGUUGGUAAUGUCAACUAUCUUGCUUUCUCCCUACCAAACCAGGAAAUGUGUUUUGUCACUUGUGGAGACGACAAGAAAAUAAAGGUUUGAAUCGUGGAAUAUGUUUUUAGAGUUUGAUUAUGGGUGCAUCUUGCUUAUUACUUUUUAUGCAAAAUAUUGAAGUUCCCACUUGCGAUCUAAUUAACGAGAGACAUGCCUCAACAAGCCCGUUAAACUUAACCAUCAUGAAAAAGUGUAUACAAACUUCCUCUUGUCAGGGCCAAAAGAGAUCUUUCUCAACAUUUAAAGUUUUGUACUGCUUGAAAAUGUCUUAAGGUUUCAUACUGUUUUGAAUACCAGGAGAGCGUCACAUCUUACAAAGAGGGAUGAUGGUCAUAUGGUUAUCUUCUUUGAGAAGGAUGGUGCAGAGAAGGAUCUCUCUUGGCCCUGACAAAAGGAAGUUUGUAUACACUUUUUCCAUGUUGUUGGUUAAAGUUUAACUUGCUGGUUUGAGUCAAGCUUUUGAAAUUCCAGAAUAUGAAACAAUAGGAUGCUUAAGCUUGUGAUUGUAAUAACACUCAGUGGUUGAUUGAGCAUUUUAAACAUUGGCAUAAACUCCGUAGAAACAACAAGAGAACUCAGCUUAGCUCCAAAGUUGCUUAGCAUCAAAUCAAUUUUGGUGUUUCCAGACAUGCCAUCUGAAGUUACUCUCACAAUGUAGCUUUGGUCCUCGGCAUUACCGUACCAGAGGUAGUGGAGCUGGCAUGGCAGAAAGCACUGCAGCAUGUAAUCUUUUAUCACCGGAGGAGGUUCCAGAGACCAGACACACACUAUCUUGAGUGGGCUCCAAAAAAAAGCAGCAGAAUAUGAAGCUGGAUUUGCAGGUUAACCAUGGAAGUCUUCAUCGCUGGGAUAUUUUUCGAGUAUUGCACAACCCCUUCGGCCAGCAUAAAGAGAGAAGCAGCUGAAAAGAUGCUCCGUUCAUAAAGGUGCAACAGAUCUUCCAAGUAAGAACGGUAACCCAUCAUCAAUAAGGAUGUCAAAGAAGGGAGAACAAGGGAGAGGCGACUGUCAAAUAUAUCUGAGCAGUUAAAGUAGAGGCCAUGACUGAGCAACAGAUCUCCGAAACUGUAACGUUCCAGUCCGACGGGCAGUGCAUUAAUUUUUUCAAGGCCCGAAUGUCUUGUUUACUGACCCUGCAAUCACCACCCAAAAUUUUUAGUGCUUUGGCCUCAUUCGCACAAUGUUACAAAUCACUUUCCGAUAGGUCACUCAUCCUUCCACUGAUUCAGCUUAAGUACGUUUAACUCUGGAGUUCUAAACAGAUGUGUGAUAGAUAAGGUAAGCGCAUUCGCACAAUGUCACAAAUCACUUUCCGAUAGGUCACUCAUCCUUCCACUAAUUCAGCUUAAGUACGUUUAACUCUGGAGUUCUAAAUAGAUGUGUGCUAGAUAAGGUAAGCGCACUUUGGUGACAUAGGUAGCAAAAUCAAUUUUAUUAAACUUUUCCACAUAUACCAGAAAUUGGGAUGUUACCGUUAGUGACAACUUGUCAUGUGGGAAAGUUGUUAAAGGGUGAGAUCUUGGGUUCGAGAAACGCUAACCGCACCAAUAAUCUACGUGACGGAUUGUUACAGAAACGCUCUCAAAUUAUCAUUGGUAGUGACAAGUACGAAGCUUUUGAGAAGAGUCUUGAUGCCGGCGAGCUUGGGCUCCAACGGCGCCGGAAGAUGGUGGUGAAAGCUUUGCCUCCAUAGUCGCGUCUGAGAGGAGCGAUUAUAGGAUCCUUGACUAUAAAUAUUUACGGAAAAAUUUACUUUGUUGGACACAUUUCCACUUUAUAAUUACACUUGAAGACAUUUUCCCCAUGCCACUUUUCAUAUAUGAUAUAUCUUUCCUACCCUCAACUAAACUCCAACUAGACAUUCAUAACUCUCUUAACUAAUCUCAACUCAUUCAUUACUGUCCACACAUUCAGACAAAAAAAAAAAAACAAUUAAAAUACAAACAUGUGUAUUCUCUCUCCUAUCCCCACUUUUGAUUUUUAGAUUUAUUUUCUCCCAUUCCAUCUCUUUCGACUUGAUCUCUCAGCUCGUUGAAUGUAUCAAAAAUUCGAGACCACCACCGUGUUCCUCUCACCGUAGCUCCCAACCACGCCUCAAACAGAGCUCAUACGCAUUUGUAAUCAUCGUGAGAAGCUUCGCAUUCCGAAUAGAAUUUUGACUCAAUGUCUCAGCUCAUUGAUCGUAUCAAAAUUCCAAAACCAUAACCGUGUUCCUAUAAAUGUAGCGAAGCCUUAGCUUCAUACCACGCCUCAAACAGAGCUCAUAUGCGCAUGUAGUCACCGCGAAAAGCUUCAGCGGAUCCGAGAUCCGAGAUGAAUUGAAAAUGGACACGAUAAGGACUUCUGUCAUCGACGCUGCAGUUUGUGGCGAGUGUCUUGGGAGAGGAAAGAAGAAGCAGGAGGAGAGGUAGGGACGACGAUGGUCAGCAGGUCUGAGCUCAAGUGUGGAGAGGACGGCAUGACAUCGAGCUCUCUUGAUGUGGACAGAGGAUGUGUGGAUGUGAUCGGUGUGGACGGAAGUUUUGUGGAUGUGAUCGGUGUGGACGGCAGCUGUCCAUUCAAACCUCGUACUCACAAACAUCUAUACAUGAUCCCAUCCAUAAGUAUCCAUCCACAAGAACUUGUCCACGUGGUUACUAUCAGCUUAUGUAAUGUUUUGACGUUUUUUGUUGUUUCCAGCUUAACUAACUGUAAAAUUAUUCAAAGAUGGAUACAAAAAUGAUUUCGAUAGGAUCUAUACUAAUUUUUUUGAAUUGAAUAGUCUCUUGAAUCUUUAUUUUUCAAUACGUGGGAGGGAAGAUGAAGCUUGAACAUGUAUUCAUAAUCCGUCCACAAUCAUCCGUCCACAAGAAUUUGUCUGCUUUUUAUAGUAAAAGUUAGUGAACUUGUAUUUUUGCAUUAUCAUUAUUCAAACACCAUCCAUUGUACUUCGUAUAUUCCACCUAGUUCAACCACUAAGUUCACAAAUCACUCGUACACAUCUAUUUCUUAAGAAACUCAUAAUGCUCAAAAAAUUGAACUAUCCAAAAAUCUCAAAGAUCUUAAGAAAAUCUGAAAACUCAAACUUGAAUGAAUUUUCAUCCAUAAAUUUUCAAAUCUAUAUUUCUCGAGUUCAUGUUUUUAUGACUAUGUUUCUCUGUCCACGUCUUCUUCAUCCAUGUUUUCCAUUUACGUCUUUCUUGUCUGUAUGUUUCCGUAAGAAAAUAAAAAUAUAAAAAUAUAUAUUAAAAUGUAGAAAAUAAAAAGUUAUAAUUUAUGGUAUUAAACAAAGUUGAUUUAUAUAUAUUUAACUUUUGAAAAUAAGAAACUACAAUGAAGGUGAAUUAAGAAUUAUAAUUAUAUAAAAUCCUAUUUCUCUCUCUCUUCAACUAAAGAACCAUUCCAUCAAAAUUUUAGUUAGCUUAUGGUUGAUUCUUUAGAAACAAUAUGCUUCUACUUAUACAAAAGCAAAGUUAUUUUUGUCUAGAAAAAGACAGCUGUCCAUACAAAGUACACACAAAGUGUGUUAAAGAUACAAUGUGUCCUCAAAUGAAAAGAGAAGACAUAAAAUCUCUUUCUGUGUAAGUCUCUCAUAUCACUCAUAUUUAAUUACGUCCCUCUUUUAAUCUUUAAAACAUACAUUAGUAAAAAUGCUUUGAUUUUAGAACUGCUUUUAAUUAUUACAAUGAGUAUUGGCUACAUUUAAAACAAGACAAAAACACAACCAAUUGUUAAUAAAAGUAUUUAUUACAUUCAAAUAAAUAAAUAUAAUUAUUAAUAUAAUUAGUUUUAACAUAUUUUAUUAAUCAGUGUGACACUUUUGUGAACCAUAUGUGGUAUUAACAAUAUGCUAUAAUAUGUAACAAAGUAUUAAAAUGUGAGUUUAUUAAAUGAUUGUGCAAAUAUAUAUUACUUCAGGGAUAUCUUGCUGGCCGAAGCCGAACCUACUAAUUCUGGGGGCAUGGUCACCGCACAAGAGGGACCCAUCGCAAUGGAUAUUAGAUAUUCAUGUCAUCUGGCCACAUAAACGGGUAAAUCUGAUUUUGGUAGAUAUCAAAUUUGAGAUGCGUAGUAUCUUUCCAAGGCCGCUGUACCACUCGAUCACGCUUAUGUGGUUAAUGAUUAUAUAUAUUGUUGAGUGUCUUCGGAAAAGGUUGAGUUUGUUCAGUCUGCAAAGGGUUUGCCUCAAGACUUUAAGAGUAUAUUGAUCACAAAGUACCCAGAAUUUUUCAAGGAGUGUCUGUGUCUUGUUUGCAAGGAGCAAGCUGAUUGCAUCUAGCGUAAAUCAAGUGUUCAAACAGAAUAGAAACAGACAUUACCACUAUUCCAUUUCCAUCCACCAACAAGCAAACAACUCAACUGUUUCUAUAACCAAUUUAGUAGAAGCCUAAAUGAUCAAGAACCAGAGAGAAUCAAUAAUCUUUUGGGUGGUUUUGUAAGUGAGGUUUUGUAAGUAUCAGUUUCUCAUUUGCUACUUAAGAAACUCUGAGGAGAGUGAACCUUUCACAUGUCUUUCCCAAGGAGAAAAAGACGUAGACCAACACAAAUUAGAAUCAAACAAAUGAAGAAAAUAAUUAGUGGCUCUGAAACGAAAAUUUGUGAUUGAUAAGUUUGUUUUAUUAAGUUUACUACAACUAACCUUUGAUGAAGAUAUUGGUUGAUAUUUGGCAAAAGUUACUGUAGUUGAACUUGUUAGUUUUCAAUAUUGUUAAAAUUAAUCAUAUUCCACAUAUUUUAGACUUUUGGUUUUUUUUUUUUAACAUAUUCCAUGUUACAUGUAGUUGAACAUAUUUUAGACUUUUGGUUUCUUUUAUUUUGUGGUGACUUAUAAUUUAUAACAGUUCAUUAAUUUGUUUUUGGAUAACCAUACUUUCUACAUUAACCUGAGUAAAAUAUAUAGUGACCAAUUCAUUAACUUGGUUCAUAUUUUGUUUUGAAAUUUAGCUAACACCAUUAAUAGACUAUCUAAAAAUAAAGGAAAACGUUUUCCAAAAAAGUUAUAAAUACAACAGAUAGAUAAUUUCAUUACUUCAAAAAUUAUAUCUCACAAAAAAAAAAGAAUAAUUUCAUAGUGUUUCUGUUUGUUAUUACUAUAGCUCUAACUGGUGACCAUUAAAAUAGGAAUAUAAAUAAAUAAGAAAGGAAUGAAUAGGAACAAAACAAAAUGAAUGAAAAUGAAUAUUAUUCCUUUUGUUCCAUAUCCAUUUUGAUAAGGAAUGUUUUUCUUCUACAGUUCCUUAAAAUUCAAAGAAUGAUAAGGAAUCAAACGCAGCAAAAUUCCUCAGAAAUGGUGCAUUUUUUAAGGAAUGAGUAGGAAUGGAUUAUUCCACUUAAUUUUUAUAUCACGAUUUGGACCAUAUAAUCAAACAGAUGAAGAAAGUAAUUAGUGUCUCUGAAACUAAAAUGUGUGAUAGAAUAAGUUUUUUUAUUAAGUUUACCACAACUAACAUUUGAUAGAGAUAUUGGUUGAUGUUUGGCAAAAGUUACAUGUAGUUGAACUUUUUAUAUUGUUAAAAGUAAUCAAAUUCCACAUAUUUUAGAUUUUUGGUUUUCUUUAUUUUUUUGGUGACUUAUAAUUUAUAACAGUUACUUUAUUUAGUUUUAUUCUUUUUGGAUAACCAUGCUUUCGACAUUAACCUGAGUAAAAUCUAUAGUGACCAAUUAUUUUACUUGGUUCAUAUUUUGUUUUUAAAUUUAGCUAACACAAUUAAUAGACUAUCUUGAAUAAAGGCAAACGUUUUCCACACAAAAAGAGUUUUUGUUUUGUUGGUGGUCGUGCUCUAGUUUUUGGACUUAUUAUGUUGGUGGCCGUGCUCUAGUUUUUGUUUUACAGUUGAAUUCCUUCAAAAUAUUAAGCAAAAUGCCUGUAUUUGUUUUACUCUAUUUUUGAUACAGAAGUCCAUUAAAAUCCAAGAAAAGUGAAUUCUAACAUAAUCAAAUGAAAAUUGAAUAACAGGUGAUUUUAGUUGAUUUCAAAUUCCAUCUAACAAAUACCCAAUCCAAUAACAAUGGAUUUUCGUUUAAAUUAGAAUUCCGUUAAAUUCUAUUGAAAUUAUGAAUUCAAUAACACCACCUAAGUGUAUAAGUGUUUUUUAUCCUUCAUUAAAAGUGAAAGUAAAAGUGGUUAGUGUAAACAUGAAAAAAGGUACUAUGAAUUGGGUAUUUGUAGCAAUUUUCCUUUUAUUUUAGAAAUUUGUUAGUGGUAAUUGUAUAAAAAAUGAGUUUGCUUUUUUUUUUGUUUACCUCGUCAUAAUUGAUUUUACAUAUAUAAAAGGGAAAUUCUCUCAAAUAGAUAUUUUUAAGUUUUUGUCACAAAAUAGCCCUCAAAAACAAAAAUGAACAAAAUAGCCUCUUUUUAUUUUGAAAAUUUUAAUUUUAACUUUUUUAUUUUAAAAAAUUUGAAACCAUAUCCCCAAAUCUUCACCCUUUAACUCUAAAUCCUAAAUCUAUAUUAGUUAACCCUAGGGUAAAAAUACAUUUUAAUUCUUUAAUAAAACUUAUUUUGGUCAUUUACUUCAUUGAAGGCUAUUUUUGUGACAAAAACUUAAAAAAAAAGGCUAUCCUAGGGAAUUUCUCUAUAUAUUACAUUCAAUAUUAUUCAGUCCAUUUUAUAGAUUUUCAAAAUUUAUGUUAAGCCUAAAAUAAAUUCAAAUGGGCUGAACUAAAAACAUACACUUUUCUUUUAAAUCUUCAAUGGGAGAAUUGAAAUCAUUUUCUGCUGGUAAAUCUAAUAAAAAAAAGAAAAAAGUUAUGCAACCAAAUUUUACGCAAACUAUUAUGUAACAUUAUAUAUACAAAUAUGUAUACAAUUUGCCAGAAUCUCUCCGGUUCAUCUUCCUUUUCCAAUUUUUCUUUCUAUAAAAAUAAUCAUGUUUUAAUGCAUUAAAUAACCAAAUAUCAAAGGAAAUAAUUAAAUGGUUAUUUUUUCAUAUUUGAAUUUAAUGAUAUAUAAUAAAGUAUUAAGUGGUUCAUUUAAUGUUAAUUUUUUUAAUAAUCCUAGUAAAGUUGGUCCAAUUAAAAAAAAGGCUGAGGAAUGCUCUCAGUUUGACAUGUAACCAUGCUCCUUAAGUUUUUCAUUUUAACAAUGCUGCAUGAUUAAUAUAUAGGGGAUAUUAAAAUAUUUGCUAUGAAAAAUUUGGUACAUUUAAAAAAGAAAGGAGAAAACGAAUAAAUGUACACAAGUCUCUCUUCCAAAAAUAGCAUAAAGUGAACUAUUCUUUCGCCUUUUACUAACGAAUUAGGUUAAGAUCCGCGCCUAGCGCGGAAUGAAAAUUUUAUAUAAAAAUUAUUUUAUGUAUUAUAUAUUUUUACAUAUUAUAAAAUAAUAGAUAUAUAUUGAAUAAUCAAAAGCCAGUAACUAUUACAUAUACAAUUAAAUUGGUACGAAAAUAUAAAUCAGUUUUAUUAAUCUAAACAAUAUUUUUUAUUUGAUAGGAUAUGUAAUUAAAUUUAAAUGAUAUUAACAUACAUAGUAUAUUUUUAAUAUUAAUGCCUAUUAAAAGAUAUUUUCUACUCAUCUGGUGUUUUUGACCAUUUGUAUCUUUAAUAGCUAAAACUUUAAAUUAAUGAUAAUUUAUAAAAAAAAUUUAAAAAAAGUAAAGUUGUCAGUUUUCGUUCAAAGCUUUUAUCAAAAAAAUGUUCAAAGUAAGUUUCGAAACUAAAAUAUUUAUGUAUUCUAUAGGGUUUAUAGUUUAAUUUAAAACGAUAUAUAUAUAUAUAUAUAUAUAUAGAUUAAUUAAAUUAGACUUUUUACUUAUAUGAUUUUGUAAUCCUUUGUAUUUUGUCAUAAAAAAAAUUUAAACUAUGGAUCAUAAAAUUUGAAUGUGAGACUUUUAACAGUUUUAGUAAUUUAUAGUUGUUUUUAAAAUUUCAAAAUAUAACAUAUACAAAAAAAUCUAAAUUUUUAUUAUAUGGUAAUUGUGAUUGUUUAAUUUAUUUUAAUAUUUUAAAAUUAAGCAAAUAUGAUAGAAGAUACACUAAUUUUUAUCAAAUCUUCAAAAUCAUUCAUUGCCAUAUAUACAUUAGCCACAUUAGGAAAUUCCGUAACUUUUAUUUAAGAAAAUAAUAAAGAACAUUAAUAAUGAAUUUAUGUUUAGUUUAAUAAAAAACUUAUUAUAUAAUUAGAUUGACCAAUCUAUUUUUCUAAUGAUUCUAAGAAUCAACCUAAUGAUGAUACGUGGCUACCAAAAAAUUAUAAUGUUUCUCAAUUAAUAUAUAAGAGAUACCGUGUGCUCUCCCUGCCAAAUGGCAUUCUCCUAUUUUGUCCUGCCUUAAAGUGGGACCUAAAAAAAAUAGCAUAAAAUAAAAAUUUACGUGUUACACUUAAUUUGGGGAGUCAAGUGCUCAGGUACUCUUAAUGAGGGAAAAAGUGAUCUAGCGUACUCUCAUGUAAUCUGCCAUACUCUUAUCUGUUUUCCUACUCUUCAACUCGAUGGUCAAAGUCGAAAGUGCCCCUCUCUACUUGACCAAUGAACAUCCUCUCUACUUGACCAAUCAAAACGCUCCUUUACUUGACCAAUAAAAAAAAAGCGCGGUUUAUCUCUCUCUCCUGUCCAGGUGGAUUUUCUUAAUUAGUUUUAAUUUUUCUCUCUCUUCCCUAAUUGUUAUAAUUGUCUCUCUCGACGGACGGCGAAGAAAGCGAGAGAAUGAAAGCUAGAGCGAUCAUUCGGAGUUUCUAUUGUAAAGGAGAUUGCAGCGAGCGUGGGUGCUGUAAUUGACCCCCAACCCAGGUCAGAUAAACUUCAGUUAAAGCAUUGUCUUGUUCUGUAUCUUAUAACUCAAUCCCAUCAUAGUGGACUCGAAUGAAUGAACUCAAUGCGGCUCGUUAGGUUGGGAUUUUUAGACAGUAGAUUUCGAAUAUAUGGGUCUUUGUGUUGUCAAUUGAGAGCUGUAUGGUGUGUUUGUAAUCAAAGUCAACAAGAAAUGUCGGGAAUCAAAGCUGAAAUCCAGAAUUAAAAGGGUGAAACUGGUAGACUAUAAAAGUGUAAAUAGGUGAAACUUUACUGUUGAGAAAAAGUGUAAACAAGUAUAAUUUAGUAGGACUUUAAUAGCAAAACUGUAUAACUAGGAUUAACUUUAAUUGUAUACUUUUAUUUGGUACAACAGAUAAUGGGUUAUUCUUCUACAAACAUACACUUUCACUAUGAUGGACAAUAUGCGAAAUCUGGAGAUGAUUAUGAAUGGAUUCCAAGCGAUGGUCGUUUGUAUGGUAUAUCCUUUAAGACAUCAUCAUUGGAUGAGAUCAUUUAUUCAUGUUUGAAGGAGAGGAUAUGCAAGAAGAAGAGCAUAGAUCCGUGUUUAAAGAGGAUGAAUCUGAGUUAUAUUCCACUGGUAGUAGAACCUAAGAGGCAAUCAUAUAUUUUGGAUGAUGAAGAUGUGUAUGUGUAUCUGACAUCAGUGGAUAAAGAGGGAAGAAGAAGUAUUUUGCAUGUAGAGGUCAUCGAAGAUAUGGAAAUAGUUCCAGUAAUGGAGCAACAAUCAGUAGUUGAGAAAGAAAGCUCAUAUGGUGGGAACUAUAGUGAGCUUGCGAGUGGAUUACCCGAAGUUGAAGGUAAUCAGGGUGCACUCACUCUAUUUCCUCGCAUUGAAGAAGCAGAACUAUAUCUGCCGGGGGCUGAACGGGUGGAGAAUGUUGUUAUAAAUGGAGAAGCCGACGAAAAGUCAUUAAUGUUGUUAAUGGAGAAGCCGGAAAAGGGGGCAUUAAUGUUGUUAAUGGGCAAGCCGGCGAAGGGGGCGUGGACAGUGAGGGCGACGUGGAUAACUCUAUGGGUGUUCGUCCUAGUUCGUACUAUGUUGAGCUCCUACGUGUUGCAAAAGAAAAUCCAGUGGUUAAAGAGUGGGAAGAUGGUUUGGGUCUUCAGUUGUUUCAAGAAUUUGAGAGUAAAGAAGCUGUGAAAGAUAUUAUUGAUAGAGCAUCACAGGAGAACUGUUUUGGAAUCAGUAUUUGCAACUCGGACAGGGGUCGAUAUGUGGUGAAAUGUCGGGGAGCUGAUGAAGGUUGUAAAUGGAGUGUGAGAGCAACAAAGAUAAAUAAUUCUGAAGCGUUCUCGAUUAGAACAUACAGGAAUAUGCAUUCAUGCUCUCGCGUAACUUCAAGUACUGGAAAGAAAAGGAAAGUUACACCAAGAUGUGUUGCAGCUAUAGUGCACAAGGAUUAUCCGGGACUAUAUGAGAUACCAACAGCAAAAAUCCUAAAAGGUCUGGUGCAAAGGAAAGUGGGUGUGGAAGUGUCGUAUACGACAUGUUUGAGAGGAAAAAAACUAGCUGUUGCGGAUAUUCGUGGUGAUCCCGAGAAGAGAUAUAGAAUAUUGCCUGCUUAUUUGUAUAUGUUAGAGAAGACGAACCCGGAUACAAAAACAAGUUUGGUAGUGGAUAAAGACAACCGGUUCAGAUACCUAUUUGUUGCGCUGGGAGCCUCCAUUGAAGGGUUUGAAUACAUGAGGAAAGUCAUCACUGUGGAUGCAACUUUUCUGAAGACUAUUGAAGGUGGUUGUUUAAUUAUUGCCACGGCUCAGGAUCCAAACCUUCACCAUUAUCCAAUAGCCAUUGCUAUGGUUGAUGGGGAGAAAAACGAAAGCUGGAAGUGGUUUUUCACGACGCUGAAAACUGUUAUACCGGAUUCGACGGAAUUUGUGUUUGUUUCAGACAGAAAUCCAAGUCUGAUAAAAGCUGUUGCUGAAGUGUAUCCGAUGUCUAAACGUGGGUAUUGUAUCUGGCAUAUAUCGCACAAUGUGAAAGGUCAUGUCAAUCAUGGCAGGGACGAGGUUGCACUACUAUUCCGAAAGGUUGCAUGUCUUUAUUCAGAGCCUGAGUUUAAAAAUCAGUAUGACGAUUUUAGGGAGAGGUAUCCAUCGUGUGCUAGGUAUCUUGAUAAAAGUGUCGAAGUCGAACGGUGGGCGAAGUGUCAUUUCCCCGGUGCUAGGUACAACAUAGACACCUCUAAUUGUGCGGAGUCUUUGAAUGCGGUAUUUGAAAAGGCGCGAAGGAUGUCUUUAUUGCCUAUGCUUGAUACAUUUAUUGAGAAAAUGUCUGAGUGUUUCAACAGACAUAGGAAGGAUGCAGCAGAAGGACCAUCAUCUCGAAAAUUGGUUCCUUUGGUGGAGAACAAAUUGCAUAACAGAACACCGAAAGGUUCUAAACUUACAGUGACUCCGCUGAACACUUUUCAGCUUGAAUACAGUGUUACUGGAGCAGACAGGAAGACUUAUUCCGUAGAUUUGCAACAUAAAACGUGCAGUUGCAGGAAGUUUGAUAUAGAUAAAUACCCAUGUAGACAUGCAAUAGGCGCUAUCAUUAAGUGUUUGAAGCAUGAUAGACCAUUACAGUUGAGUGACAUGUAUGAUUUCAUUUCGAAAUAUUACUUUAUUACACUGUGGGCCAAAGCGUAUCGAAGGACUAUAUAUCCAGUCCCUCAUAUAACUCAUUGGAUGGUUCCAAAAGAAGUCGUGGCGGCGAAGUGUCCUCUACCUCCAGACUACAAGAAAAGAAAGGGAAGACAUCAGGAAAAAAGGCAUCCUUCGGCGGGAGAAAGUCGGUCCCGUCCCCGUCCUAAUAAGUAUAUCCCGAAUAGGGGUCUGGCUAGCUAUUUCAACUGCUCGAAGGGGACUGAAGGAACUGAAGGAGCUGAAGGAACUGAAGGAGCUGAAGGAACUGAAGGAGCUGAAGGAACUGAAGGAACUGAAGGAGCUGAAGGAACUGAAGGAACAGAAGGAACUGAAGGACCUGAAGGGACUCAAGGAACACAAAGCACUCGAGGAACUGAAGGACCUGAAGGAACUGAAGUGUUAUAUGAAUGUGAACCUUAGUGAAACCUGAUUAAAGUGAUUUCGUUUUAUGUUUGUAAAACUUGGUGAAACUUUCGUUAUGUAACCUUUCGUUAGUUGAUGAUUUAUAUUACAGUUGCGAUGACAUAACUUAUCCAUGUUCUAGGAAGAUGACGUGACGUAUUCAACAUGUUGUGAAAUCCGAAAAACUUCGAGUGAAAAAAAUAUAAUCUGGAACACAUUUUCUGUCGAAUGGGAAGGGAAUACAUCAUUGUUAGCUAUAUUUUUUGUAUACACUACCUCGUGGGAUU
Messenger RNA from Brassica rapa (field mustard), 12640 nucleotides. RefSeq lists its product as uncharacterized. The record is from RefSeq and is a predicted model, not a curated record. Gene Ontology annotation, molecular function: zinc ion binding. Lineage: Eukaryota; Viridiplantae; Streptophyta; Magnoliopsida; Brassicales; Brassicaceae.